Astyanax mexicanus (Mexican tetra) is the source of this 6798-nucleotide messenger RNA. It is a transcript of the gene dscamb, whose product is annotated as Down syndrome cell adhesion molecule b. The transcript has 33 exons. Gene Ontology annotation, molecular function: cell-cell adhesion mediator activity. The coding region runs from base 629 to 6694 and encodes 2021 amino acids. Gene Ontology annotation, biological process: dendrite self-avoidance; axon guidance; homophilic cell-cell adhesion. Lineage: Eukaryota; Metazoa; Chordata; Actinopteri; Characiformes; Acestrorhamphidae. The record is from RefSeq and is a predicted model, not a curated record. Gene Ontology annotation, cellular component: plasma membrane; axon.
GUGUGUGUGCGCAGGGUUGACUCUGGCCGGCUGUGUGUGAGGGAGGCUGAGCGCUGAAGAUGCGCUGGACGGCGAGAGGCGCUGCUGUAAACCCGCUCGCGCUGAACCGACCGCUCCUCCUCCGCCUCACUCCCGCCAACUCCGCGCGCUCUCCUCCUUCCUCCUCCUCCUCUUCUCCUCCUCCUCCUUCUCUUCCUCUUUCUCCUCUCCUCCUUCGCUUUUAGUUCUUCUUUAAACCCCUUUUUUCCUCUCCUUUCCCCGCCGCGCUCUUCCAGCUUCCAUGACGCCUUCCCGCGCGCUCCUCUCCAUCCCCCCUUUUUUACAUUCCGUUUCGUUUCUUUUGCAGUUUUUAAUUUUUGCCAAACAGUUUCAUUUUGUUCGUUUUUCGCGUUUUUUUGCGUUUAGCGUGAAGGAGGAGUCGCGGUGUUGAGCGCGGUUUGAACUGGAACAAUCAUAAAAAAGAAAAAGAAAGAAAAAAACACACAACUGAAAAGAGAAGAAGAAAAAGAAAAAAAGCGCAAAAAACGUGAAAAAACGGAGGGAAAAACGCAUCGAGGAGGAUUGAGGAGCGCUGAGGAGGAGGAGGAGGUUUGAGGAGCGCUGCUCAGGGGAUUGAACGGAGCGGGGCAUGUGGAUAUUUGCAUUUCUGUUUCUCCAGAGCAUCCUGAAUGUUUUCGGUGAAGAUCUACGUUCCAGCUUAUAUUUUGUCAAUGCAUCUCUGCAAGAGGUAGUGUUCUCCAGCACCACAGGGGCACUGGUGCCGUGUCCAGCAGCGGCCGUGCCCCCCGCCACGCUACGCUGGUACCUGGCCACCGGGGAGGAGAUCUAUGAUGUGCCAGGCAUCCGGCAUGUGCAUCCCAAUGGCACACUGCAAAUCUACGGCUUCCUCCCCUCCAGCUUUAGUAACCUAAUCAAUGACAAUACCUACUAUUGCACAGCCGAGAAUCCAUCAGGGAAGAUUAGGAGCCAAGACUUACACAUUAAGGCCGUAUUUCGGGAACCGUACACGGUCAGAGUGGCGGACCAAAGAGUCAUGAGAGGCAAUACAGCGGUCUUCAAGUGCAUUAUCCCGGCCUCAGUAGAGGAGUAUGUCACUGUCGUAUCGUGGGAGAAAGACACUGUCUCACUUGUCUCAGGAUCAAGAUAUCUCAUUACAUCCACAGGGGCCUUGUAUAUUCUGGAUGUGCAGUCAGAGGAUGCGGUGAAUAUCUACCGGUGCACCACACGCCAUCGCUACACAGGAGAGACCAGACAAAGCAACAGCGCCCGACUUCUUUUAUCAGAACCUGUCGAUUCUGCACCAGUAAUUCUGGAUGGAUUUGAGCAGAAGGAGGUUAUGGUGGGUCGUCGGGUGGAGCUGCCCUGUAAAGCGUCCGGUCACCCGCCGCCUCGGUAUCGAUGGCUGAAGGACAACAGCCCGCUGGAGUCAGACAGUCGCUUCCACCAAAGCGUCUCUGGGCUUCUGAUCGAGGCCACGAGACCCAGUGAUGGAGGAAACUACGUGUGUGAAGUGUGGAAUAGCUUUGGCAAUGCUAAAGUGGUGGGAAGAUUGCAAGUCAAACAGCCAUUAAAGGCGGUUGUUAGCCCUCGCAAGGUUCGGGGCAGCGUGGGCAGUCAGGUGUCUCUCUUCUGCAGCGUCACUGGCUCUGAUGAAUAUGACAUCACCUGGUACAGAAAUGGUGAGAGAAUCCAGCAUGGCCCCAGUGUGCGCAUCACCGGCAUUAACCACGAAAACCUGGUGAUGGAGGGCAUGGCUAAGAGUGACGGAGGAGCCUACCAGUGCUUUGCUCGCAACGGAAAGAUGUCCACCCAGGACUUUGUGCAGGUCAUCUUGGAGGACGGCACACCAAAGAUCCUCUCAGCCUUCAGUGAAAAAGUGGUCAGUCCCAACGAACCCAUCUCGCUUGUCUGUCAUGUGAAAGGAACGCCCCUGCCCACCGUCACCUGGACGCUGGAUGACGACCCGGUCAUCAAGGACAGCCACCAUCGCAUGGACCGCGUCAUCACGGCCGAGAGUCACACGCUCAGCUACCUGAACGUCUCCCACACGCAGGUCACUGACGGCGGGGUGUACCGGUGCACGUGCAACAACUCCGCCGGAUCGGUCUCCUACCAGGCGCGAAUAAACGUAAGAGGUCCCGCCAGUAUCCGUCCAAUGAAAAACCUCACUGCCAUCGCCGGCCGGGACACAUUCAUUCACUGCCGCAUCAUUGGCUACCCUUACUAUUCCAUCAAGUGGUACAAAGAUUCAAAUUUGCUCCCGUUUAACCAUCGCCAGCGUGCCUUUGAAAACAACGGCACAUUGAAGCUGUACAAUGUGCAGAAUUCAGACGAGGGAGAGUACACCUGCUACGUUCUGGUGGAUCCUGAGAAGCAGAUCCAUAGAAGCGUCCACGUCACUGUGAAAGUGCCGCCUCUGAUCCAGCACUCCGACUCUCAGAGUGCAUCUAUAGGUCAGAGGGUCUUCAUCCCCUGUGUGGUGACCUCUGGUGACCUGCCCAUGUUCAUCACCUGGCACAAAGAUGGCAAACCCAUCAACGACAGUCUGGGGGUCACGAUCGACAAAAUCGACUUCACCAGCUCCCUGCGCAUCUCCAACCUCUCCGAAAUCCACAACGGCAGCUACACCUGCAUCGCCCGCAACGAGGCCGCCACCGUCGAGCACAGCAUCCAACUCAUCGUCAAAGUUCCGCCACAUUUUGAGGUGCAGCCUCGGGAUCAGGAUGGGAUCUAUGGGAAGUCAGUCAUCUUGAACUGCUCAGCUAAAGGAAACCCUAUUCCUACUAUUGUUUGGAAGCAUUCGAAAGGUGCCGGAGUUCCUCAGUUUCAGCCGAUUGCUCUGAACUCGGGCUCCCGGGUGCAGCUGCUGGAGAAAGGCUCUCUGCUGAUCAAACACGUACUGGAGGAAGACAGCGGCUACUACCUGUGCAAAGUCAGCAACGACGUGGGCGCCGACAUCAGCAAGAGCAUGUACCUCACUGUCAAAAUCCCUGCCAUGAUCACCUCCUACCCAAACACCACCCGUGCGGAACAGGGUCACAUGACGGAGAUGAGCUGUACGGCUCAUGGUGAGAAACCCAUCAAGGUGCGCUGGGAGAAGGAGUCCCACAUCAUCAACCCCGACAUGAGCCGCUAUGUUGUCAACGUCAAGGAAGUGGCUGAUGAGGUCAUUUCCACUCUACAGAUUCUGCACACAGUCAGAGAGGAUUCUGGGUUUUUCUCCUGCAUCGCCAUUAACUCGUACGGUGAAGAUAAAGGAAUCAUUCAGUUAAUUGUACAAGAUCGGCCAGACCCUCCUGAAGUGGAAAUCAGAGAGGUGAAGGACAGGACCAUUGCUCUUCGCUGGACAAUGGGCUUUGAUGGCAACAGCCCCAUCACAGGAUAUGACAUCAACUAUAAGAACAAAUCAGCCCCCUGGGCCUCAUCCCAAACCACCAAAGACGUCUCACCCCAGCUCAACCAGGCCACCAUCAUCGAGCUGCACCCCGCCUCCACCUACAACAUCCGCAUGUUCGCCAAGAAUCAGAUCGGAGAGAGCAGACCCAGCAAUGAGCUUACCAUCACCACUGAUGAAGCCCCACCUGAUGGCGCUCCCCAGGAUGUGCAGCUUGAAUCGACGUCAUCACAGAGCAUCAAAGUCACCUGGAAGGCUCCACACAAACACCUUCAGAACGGUUUGAUCCGGAGCUAUCAGGUGUGCUAUCGUGAGUACGGCACUGGAGGCAGUCCUCAGUACAGCACCAUCAACCUGGAUACUACAGGAGACACAGAGACCAUCACUCUGGACAACCUGAAGAAGUACACGCAGUACGAGGUGCGAGUGCAGGCGGCAAACCGCGCUGGCAUGGGGCCAACGUCUGAGGAGGCCGUCAUCACCACUCUGGAGGACGUUCCAAGCCGACCACCUGAAAAUGUAGUGACCACAGCCACGACUCCAGAGACCAUCUCCCUGUCCUGGUCUGCUCUGCCUAAAGAAGCACUGAACGGAAUGCUGCUGGGAUACCGUGUCAUCUACUGGGCCAAUCUACUGGAUGGAGAGCUGGGUGAGAUCAAAAAUGUGACCACAGGAAAGCCCUCUCUUGAGCUGGAGAAUCUGGAGAAAUACACCAACUACAGCAUACAGGUUCUGGCCUUUACACGGGCGGGGGAUGGCGUGCGCAGUGAGCAGAUUUACACUCGCACCAAAGAGGAUGUUCCUGGACCUCCAGCUGGAGUGAAAGCAGCUGCUGCAUCUGCCUCUGUGGUGUUUGUGUCUUGGCUUCCCCCUCUCAAACUCAAUGGAAUCAUCCGGAAAUACACCGUCUUCUGCUCCAACCCUUACCCGACGGUAAUCAGUGAGUUUGAGGCUGCUCCUGAUGUGUAUUUCCGACGUGUUACCAAUCUGAACCAGAACUGGAAGUACAGUAUUUGGGUGGUUGCUGUGACUGCAGCCGGCCGUGGCAACGCCAGUGAGAUCAUCACCGUAGAACCUCAAGCCAAAGCUCCUGCUCGGAUUCUGACAUUCAGUGGAACAGUAACUACACCAUGGAUGAGGGACAUUGUCCUGCCCUGCAAAGCUGUGGGAGAUCCUCCUCCAGCCGUCAAGUGGCUAAAGGGAAAUAACGGUACACCUGCUCCAGUUUCUGUUGACAACCGCCGCAGCGUCCACACCAACGGCAGCUUCGUUAUUCGCACAGUGAAAGCAGAAGACUCCGGAUUCUACAGCUGUGUGGCCAGCAACAACUGGGGCUCAGAUGAAAUCAUGCUUAAUCUGCAGGUUCAGGUACCUCCAGACCAGCCACGCCUCACUGUUACCAAAACCACCACCACCUCCAUUACGCUGUCCUGGAUUCCUGGAGACAAUGGAGGAAGCUCCAUCAGGGGCUAUAUUCUCCAGUAUUCAGAGGACAACAGUGAGGAGUGGGGCAGCUUCCCCAUCAGCCCCAGUGAGCGAUCCUACCGCCUGGAGAACCUGAAAUGUGGUACCUGGUACAAAUUCACCUUAACUGCUCAGAACGCUGUGGGUCCUGGCCGCAUCAGUGAGAUCAUUGAAGCCAAAACCCAUGGAAAAGAACCACAAUUUGCCAAAGACCACGAGCUGUUCUCCACCAUCAACUCCACACGUGUAGAGCUCAAUCUGAUUGGUUGGAACAAUGGCGGCUGCCCAAUCAACUCCUUUACUCUGGAGUACCGGCCAGUGGACACCACAGUCUGGACCACAGUGUCGCGCGCUGCCCUCACCAAGAGCCACAUCCUCUACGACCUGCAGGAGGCGACGUGGUACGAGCUGCAGAUGAGGGUGGGCAACAGCGCAGGCCUGGCAGAGAAGAGGGUGCUGUUCGCAACGCUUAAUGUAGAUGGCAGCACAAUUGCCCCACUGCCAAAGAUAGUGGACCCCAGCCAGGAGAACAUGCAGGGCAACGAGGGUCUGAAAAUGAUGGUGACCAUCAUCUCCAUCCUGGUAGCCAUUGCCAUGGUCUUCAUUGUGCUGCUGGUUAUGAGGAGGAGGAGGAGGGAGCAGAGGCUAAAGAGAUUACGAGAUGCAAAAAGCCUGGCUGAGAUGCUGAUGAGUAAGAACACCCGUACUCCAGAUGCUGUGAACAAACAGCAGCAGACCCUCCGAAUGCACAUCGAUAUCCCACGAGCUCAGCUACUCAUCGAGGAGAGGGACACAAUGGAGACGAUCGAUGAUCGAUCCACAGUGCUGUUGACAGACAACGACUUUGGGGAGACUUCCAAGCAGAAGUCUUCAACAGUUACACACACAGUCCAUUACCAGUCCUUGUCCCAAGCCACAGGCCCAUUGGUGGAUGUCUCAGACGCUCGACCCGGUACAAACCCCACAGCUCGCCGUACAGCUAAAGCAGGGCCUGCCACACGUAGCCGCUACGCCAGCCAGUGGACCCUGAACAGACCCCACCCACCCAUGUCCUCACACACCCUCACCACGGACUGGAGGCUACCCACUCCUCGAGCCACUGGCUCUGUGGACAAGGAAAGCGACAGUUACAGUGUCAGUCCCUCUCAGGACACAGACCGUGCUCGGAGCAGCAUGGUGUCCACAGAGAGUGCUUCCUCCACGUACGAGGAACUGGCCCGCGCCUACGAACACGCCAAGAUGGAAGAGCAGCUGCGUCACGCCAAGUUCACCAUCACCGAGUGCUUCAUCUCCGACACGUCCUCCGAGCAGAUGACAGCUGGCACCAACGACUACACAGACAGCCUGACCUCCAGCACACCCUCUGAAUCUGGGAUCUGCAGAUUCACCGCCUCCCCACCCAAACCACAGGACGCCAGCCGGGUCAUGAAUAUGGCUGUGCCCAAAGCACACAGACCUGCUGGUGAACUGGUCCACCUUCCCCCUUACCUACGUAUGGACUUCCUGCUGAACCGAGGAGCUCACGGUUCGAGUCGUGAAGCCACAGGACAGACGUGUUUGGAGCCGCAGAGGAGUCGCGCAGCAAAACGGCCGGCAGUGCUGGCCCCCACCCCCUCCGAAGCACCUUCCACCGCCCCCUCCACCUCCUCCGGCCCUCCGAGCAGAGAAGCAGCCCAGCAGUGGCAGCCCGGGACAGCCUCCACACUGCCCCACCGCGAGCCUGGAGACCUGGCCCAGGCUGCCAAACUCAGCAGCUCACAGGAAUCACUGUUAGACUCCAGAGGACACCUGAAACAGAGCAACAACCCGUACGCAAAGUCCUACACACUCGUAUAACACAGGACCACAACACUGGACCACUGGGCACAGCUCUGCACACAAACAAACCUGCACACACACAUAUACACACACAAAUACAUACAACCACACACAGAUGCACA